Molecule: messenger RNA, 840 nt
Organism: Hyaloscypha bicolor E
Lineage: Eukaryota; Fungi; Ascomycota; Leotiomycetes; Helotiales; Hyaloscyphaceae
Product: 20S proteasome subunit Y7
Exons: 5
Coding region: 1-840 (279 amino acids)
Biological process (GO): ubiquitin-dependent protein catabolic process
Cellular component (GO): proteasome core complex; proteasome core complex, alpha-subunit complex
Source: RefSeq, a predicted model, not a curated record
AUGGCGGACAGAUAUUCCUUCUCCUUGACGACCUUCUCCCCCAGUGGGAAGUUGGUUCAAAUAGAAUAUGCCUUAAACGCUGUCAACCAAGGUGUCACCGCACUAGGUAUUAAGGCUACAAACGGUAUCGUCCUCGCCACAGAAAAGAAGUCCUCAUCUCCUCUGAUCGAUCCUCCAUCCCUCUCAAAAGUCAGCCUCAUCACCCCGAAUAUUGGCAUGGUAUACUCCGGAAUGGGCCCAGAUUACAGAGUUCUGGUCGACAAGGCACGCAAAGUCUCACACACCGGUUACAAGCGUAUCUACAACGAGUACCCACCGACGAGGAUAUUAGUGCAGGAUGUUGCGCGAGUUAUGCAAGAAGCCACGCAGUCAGGUGGUGUACGGCCGUACGGGGUGAGUCUGUUGAUUGCUGGGUGGGACGAGGGUAUUGAGCCGGAGACGGAGGGUGCUGCGACUACCGAUGUACACCCAGAUGAGAAGAAGGCCUCAGGAAAGACUGGUGGCAUCUUGAAGGGAGGACCCAUGCUAUAUCAGGUUGAUCCCAGCGGCAGUUAUUUCCCAUGGAAGGCAACGGCGAUUGGAAAGAGCGCUACUUCUGCGAAGACCUUCUUGGAGAAGAGAUACACCGAGGGUUUGGAGCUGGAGGAUGCAGUACAUAUUGCUUUGUUGACUUUGAAGGAGACGAUCGAGGGUGAGAUGAACGGAGAGACUGUAGAGAUUGGCAUUGUUGGGCCCCCGGCUCACCACCUGCUUGGCGUUGAGGGAGUUGAAGGUGCACAAGGACCAAGAUUUAGAAAGCUGAGCCCUCAAGAGAUCGAGGAUUACCUUACGAAUCUAUGA